Messenger RNA from Ustilaginoidea virens, 834 nucleotides. RefSeq lists its product as uncharacterized. The record is from RefSeq and is a predicted model, not a curated record. Lineage: Eukaryota; Fungi; Ascomycota; Sordariomycetes; Hypocreales; Clavicipitaceae. The transcript has 8 exons. Gene Ontology annotation, molecular function: methyltransferase activity. Bases 1 to 834 code for a protein of 277 amino acids.
AUGAGCUGCGCUGCAGUAAACUACGUUCUUCCAAACGACGAGCUGGAACAAGAUCGCCUGGAUCUGCAGCACCACUUGUUUACGCUCACCCUUGGCGGUAGGAUCUACAACGCGCCAAUCGACGAGCCUAGAAUCAGUACGAUUCUCGAUGCUGGCACUGGCACUGGGGUUCGGGCCAUCGAUAUGGGAGACAAGCUUUCCCAUGUCGAGGUUGUGGGAAUCGACAUCAGUCCCAUUCAGCCGAGCUUCGUCCCACCCAACGUCUCCUUUGUGAUUGACGAUCUAGAGUUGGAAUGGGCGGAUCCACACCCCUAUGACUUCAUCUUUGGCCGCAUGCUUGUAGGCUCGAUUGGAGAUUGGCCCAACUUUAUCCGCCAAAGCUUUGAGAACCUGAAAUCCGGCGGCUGGCUCGAACUUCAAGAUAUCGUCAUGCUGCCUCAAUGUGCCGACGGCACCAUGAAGGAGGGUUCCAGCAUCAAGAAGUGGGGCGACACCAUGCUGGAGCCCUGCGCCGUUCUCCAGCGUUAUGGCGACAGCGCCUUGAGGUAUAAGCAGCAGAUGAUUGAUGCUGGAUUCACCAAUGUUACCGAGGUCCAGUACCGAUGGCCCACCAACACCUGGCCGAGAGAUGCGCACGAUCGAGAGCUGGGCUUCUGGAGCUACCACAACAUUGUUGGCGGUCUGUCUGGGCUGAGUCUUGCUCUGUUCACGCGCUCGUUGGGUUGGUCAGCAUACCGUGUUGAAGUAUUCUUGACGAGUGUGAGAAAGGAGAUGAAGGAUAAAAACGUGCAUGCUUGGUGGCCUAUAUACGUGGUGUACGGUCAGAAGCCGUGA